Messenger RNA from Pongo pygmaeus (Bornean orangutan), 5942 nucleotides. Its product is annotated as nuclear pore complex-interacting protein family member B4-like. The transcript is spliced from 10 exons. The record is from RefSeq and is a predicted model, not a curated record. The coding region runs from base 392 to 2497 and encodes 701 amino acids. NCBI's taxonomy places the organism in Eukaryota, Metazoa, Chordata, Mammalia, Primates, Hominidae.
GGUUGCUAAGAGAGGGCCCAGACCGAAGAAGGUUUGGUGGAAAGCAGAACCUUGGUCUCCAUCUAACUGCUCCUAAGCCUCACGUUCCCUUGCCCUGCGCAUCCUGUUGCUUCCCUGAUUGACCUUCUCCGUGACCUGUAGCUAAACCUUCCACCAGCGCUUGAGAACUUAAUUUGAACCGGAUCCUUUCCCAGACCCCUUUCUCCUCCUCCUCCUCCUCCUCUUCCACCUCCAGGUGCCCAACAGCCCCCUUCUCCUCCUUUCCCUUCCCUUCCCUUCCCUCCCCUCCCCUCCCCCUUCCCUCCGCCUCCCCAUCCCCUUCCCUCCCCCCACCCUAAGCCACCCCCGCCUCUGUCCUGGCCGCCUCAGGGCGCCCUGAGAGGACCAGGACAUGCCGGUGUGGUGGCUGCUCUUUUGGCUCCUCCUGCUGGGAUUUAUCAGCCAUCACCCCACCUAUGUUAUCAAUUCUCCACCUGAUCAUUUUCAUCCUGGGACUGACUUUUGUGGAAUUCCUUGGAUAGUUAUCAUUAUUGUGUUUCUGGGAAUUUCUACACUUGCUAUUUUCCUCUGGAAAACUAGCCUUUGUGUGUCUUUCCUCAAGACUGUCUUAAAGUCACAAAAUGUACAUGACGGAUCCACGGAUGUACAGCGGAAAGCCUGGAGGUCCAAUAGCCAUAGCCAGGAAGGGCUGAGGUCCAUCUGUAUGCACACAAAGAAAGGGGUUUCUUCCUUUCCAGGAAUUAAAAUUGGCCUAGAAGACCUCUUUACUUCACAGAGACAUAUGGAAGCCAAAGUUCGAGCUGAAGUCCAUAAGGUGACAAAGAAUGUCAACAGUCAUUACAAAAUCAAUGGACAUAGGAAGACUGCCAAAAAAAAGAAACUGUUUCAACGCAUGCAAGAGUUGCGGCGGCGGGCAGAGGACUACUACAGAUGCAAAAUCACCCGUUCUGCAAGAAAGCCUCUUGCCAACUCACUCUGUGCUCAAGCCUUGCAAAGGGGGAAGGCAGAGAGGAAGGCUGCCUACAAGCAGCACAGGUGUCAAAUGAGGCAAAAGCAGAGAGUCCCAGAGAGACACAUGAGUCAGGAGCCAGUCCAGGGACGACUGGGCCUAGAGAACCCUUUCUGGAUGGAUUCAGGACCUCAUUCGGUUCCCAUGAGGAACAGCAACGGCGUCCCAGCUGAAAACACAGAGAAGACAAAGGUCAGGAUGGUGGCAGUGGAGCACCAUCAUUCCUCAGGAUUGCGCUACCGGCCCUACCUCCCGGCUGAAACUUUAAGAAAAAGGAUAGGCCGCAAGCCACGUCCUCCUAUUCAGUGUGAUCUGAGAGGUCAACCACGUCCAUCAGUUAAAGGAUGUCUGAGACCGCUGACUCUUUCUCGACUACAGUGUCCACUAGGACCUCAACCACAUUCUACAACUGAUGAUUUUCUGAGAAGAGAGACACCUCAAGAUGAGUGUGCCCUGGGACCUGAUCCACUUCCUCGAGCUGAUGAUUUUCCGAGACUCAAGACACCUCCCGAGGGUCUUUUCAUACCAAUUUCCCCUUCUCCAGUUGAUGAUUCUCUGAGCCUCAAGACCCCUCCUGAGUGUCUUCUGGUACCCCUUCCACCUUCUCCAGUUGAUGAUUUUCUCACACCACAGGCACCUCCCAUCAAGCGUCAUCGCCUGGGACCUGUAGCAUUUCCUCGAGCUGAUGAUUUUAGGAGACCCAAGGAACCUCCUGACUGUUUUUUUGCACGCCUUCCACCUUCUCCAGUUGAUGAUUCUCUGAGCCUCAAGACACCUCCCGAAUGUCUUCUGGUACCCCUCCCACCUUCUCCAGUUGAUGAUUUUCUCACACCACAGGCACCUCCCAUCAAGCGUCGUCGCCUGGGACCUGUAGCAUUUCCUCGAGCUGAUGAUUUUAGGAGACCCAAGGAACCUCCUGACUGUUUUUUUGCACGCCUUUCACCUUCUCCAGUUGAUGAUUCUCUGAGCCUGAAGACACCUCCCGAGUGUCUUCUGGUACCCCUUCCACCUCCAGUUGAUGAUUUUCUCACACCACAGGCACCUCCCAUCAAGCGUCGUCGCCUGGGACCUGUAGCAUUUCCUCGAGCUGAUGAUUUUAGGAGACCCAAGGAACCUCCCGACUGUUUUUUCGUACCACUUCCACCUUCUCCAGUUGAUGAUUCUCUGAGCCUCAAGACACCUCCCGAGUGUCUUCUGGUACCCCUUCCACCUCCAGUUGAUGAUUUUCUCACAACAGAGGCACCUCCCAUCAAGCGUCGUCGCCUGGGACCUGUAGCAUUUCCUCGAGCUGAUGAUUUUAGGAGACCCAAGGAACCUCCUGACUGUUUUUUUGCACGCCUUCCACCUUCUCCAGUUGAUGAUUCUCUGAGCCUGAAGACACCUCCCGAGUGUCUUCUGGUACCCCUUCCACCUCCAGUUGAUGAUUUUCUCACACCACAGGCACCUCCCAUCAAGCGUCGUCGCCUGGGACCUGUAGCAUUUCCUUGAGCUGAUGAUUUUAGGAGACCCAAGGAACCUCCCGAGUGUCUUUCCGCACCCCUUCCACCUUCUCCAGUUGAUGAUUCUCUGAGCCUGAAGACACCUCCCAAGUGUCUUCUGGUACCCCUUCCACCUUCUCCAGUUGAUGAUUUUCUCACACCACAGGCACCUCCCAUUGAGCGUCGCCUGGGACCUGUAGCAUUUCCUCAAGCUGAUGAUUUUAGGAGACCCAAGGAACCUCCUGAGUGUUUUUUCGCACCCCUUCCACCUUCUCCAGUUGAUGAUUCUCUGAGCCUCAAGACACCUCCCGAGUGUCUUCUGGUACCUGUUCCACCUUCUCCAGUUGAUGAUUUUCUGAGACCACAAACACCUCCCGUCCAGUGUCACCUGAGACCUGUACCAUUUCAUCGAGCUGAUGAUAUCAGGAGACUCAAGAAACCUCCUGACUGUUUUGACUGUUUUUUGUUUUGUUUUGUUGUUUUUGUUUUUUUGUUUUUUUUUUUUUUUAUUCUGUGGCAGGAAGGGGCCUGGUGUGUUGUUGAUUCAAUUUAUUGAUCAUUUUUACAACACAUAAAUUCAUUUAAGUAUUGAUUGUGCACCUAUCAUAUGAUACACAUUUUUUCAUCACUCCCCCACUCCCAGAACCCUAAGCUUUUCUCACUGUUAGAACUGCUAGUUUAUUUGUAUUUCAGUCACUUUGACUAUAAACUCCUUUAGUGUAGGUGCUUAGAUUUUUUUCACUGCUUAGCCCCCAAUGCCUGUAUAGAGUAAGCUUUUUUUUUUUUUUUUGGUACCAAAUGCCCAAUGGCCAAUUUAUUCUGUUUCAAUAACAACUAGGCAUCAUUUUCAAAGGGCCAUAUACUGACAACAGACUGCCCAGAAAUUAUCUCCCUAUGUAGGAAAACUACAGAAGACAAGUUCUUAGACUUUUAAUGCCCAAUACAGUAGCCAUUAAUGACAGGUGACUACCGAGCCUUGAAAUGCGAUAGUCCAAAUUGAGAUGUGCUAUAAGCUUAAAUUACACACCACGUUUCAAAGCCAUAAGGCCAAAAACUGUAAAAUAGUCUAGUAAUUUUAUAUUUAUUAUAUAUUGAAAUGAUAUUUGGUAUUUUGGAUAUAUUGAGUUAAAUAAAAGUUAAAUUCACCUGUUUGGUUUUUUACUUUUAAAAUGUGAAUUCCAGAAAAAAUUUUUUUUUAUGAAGUAUUUAUUGAUGAUUCUUGGGUGUUUUUCGGAGAGGGGGAUAUGGCAGGGUCAUAGGAUGAUAGUGGAGAGAAGGUCAGGAGAUAAACACAUGAACAAAGGUCUCUGGUUUUCCUAGGCAGAGGUCCCUGCGGCCUUCUGCAGUGUUUGUGUCCCUGGGUACUUGAGAUUAGGGAGUGGUGAUGACUCUUAAAGAGCAUGCUGCCUUCAAGCAUCUGUUUAACAAAGCACAUCUUGCACCACCCUUAAUCCAUUUAACCCUGAGUUGACACAGCUGUUUCAGAGAGCAGGGGGCUGGGGGAAAGGCCAUAGAUCAUAGAGCAGGGGGCUCUCUGAAACCCCUGUUUCAGAGAGCAGGGGGCUGGGGGAAAGGCCAUAGAUCAACAGCAUCCCAAGGCAGAAGAAUUUCUCCUAGUCAGAACAAAAUGGAGUCUCCUAUGCCCACCUCUUUCUACACAGACACAGCAACAAUCUGAUCUCUCCUUCCUUUCCCCACACUUCCCUCCCUUCUCUUCAACAAAACCGCCAUCAUCCUCAUGGCCCGCUCCCGAUGUUCGCUGUCUCUUCGGAGCUGUUGGGUACACCUCCCAGACAGGGUGGCUGGGCAGAGGCGCUCCUCACCUCCCAGACAGGGCGGCUGGGCAGAGGGGCUCCUCACUUCCCAGAUGGGGAGGCUGGGUAGAGGCGCUCCUCACAUCCCAUAUGAUGGGUGGCUGGGUAGAGGCACUCCUCACAUCCCAGAUGGGGCAGCCGGGCAGAGGCGCUCCUCACAUCCCAGAUGAUGGGUGGCCGAGUAGAGGCGCUCCUCACAUCCCAGACAGGGCGGCCGGGCAGAGGCGCUCCUCACUUCCCAGAUGGGGCGGCCGGGCAGAGGCGCUCCUCACUUCCCAGACAGGGCGGCCGGGCAGAGGCGCUCCUCACUUCCUCCCAGACGGGGUGGCAGCCAGGCAGAGGCGCUCCUCACUUCCCAGACGGGGCUGCCGGGCAGAGGCGCUCCUCACUUCCUCCCAGAUGGGGUGGCAGCCAGGCAGAGGCGCUCCUCACCUCCCAGAUGGGGUUGCCGGGCAGAGGCAGUCCUCACUUCCCAGACAGGGUGGCUGGGCAGAGGCGCUCCUCACCUCCCAGACGAUGGGCGGCCGGGCAGAGGUGCUCCUCACUUCCCAGAUGGGGCAGCUGGGCAGAGGCGCUCCUCACUUCCUCCCAGAUGGGGUGGCAGCCAGGCAGAGGCGCUCCUCACCUCCCAGAUGGGGCUGCCGGGCAGAGGCACUCCUCACUUCCCAGACGGGGUGGCUGGGCAGAGGUGCUCCUCACCUCCCAGAUGAUAGGCGGCCGGGCAGAGGCACUCCUCACUUCCCAGAUGGGGCGGCCGGGCAGAGGCGCUCCUCACUUCCCAGAAGGGGCAGCCGGACAGAGGCGCUCCUCACUUCCUCCCAGACAGGGUGGCAGCCAGGCAGAGGCGCUCCUCACUUCCCAGAUGGGGCUGCCGGGCAGAGGCGCUCCUCAAUUCCCAAACGGGGUGGCCGGGCAGAGGUGCUCCUCACCUCCCAGACGAUGGGCGGCCAGGCAGAGGCGCUCCUCACUUCCCAGACGGGACAGCCGGACAGAGGCGCUCCUCACUUCCUCCCAGACGGGGUGGCAGCCAGGCAGAGGCGCUCCUCACUUCCCAGAUGGGGUGGCCGGGCAGAGACGCCCCUCACCUCCCAGAUGGGGCGGCCGGGCAGAGGUGCUCCUCACUUCCUCCCAGAUGAGGUGGUGGCCAGGCAGAGGCGCUCCUCACCUCCCAGAUGGGGCGGCCAGACAGAGGUGCUCCUCAUCUCCCAGACAGGGCGGCCAGACAGAGGUGCUCCUCAUCUCCCAGACAGGGCGGCCGGGCAGAGGCGCUCCUCACUUCCCAGACGUUGGGUGGCCAGGCAGAGGCGCUCCUCUUCUCCCCGACAGGGCGGCCAGGCAGAGGUCCUCCUCACUUCCCAGAGGAGGCAGCCGGGCAGAAGCGCUCCUCACUUUCCAGACGGGGCGGCCAGGUAGAGGUGCUCCUCACUUCCCCGACGGGGCAGCCGGGCAGAGGCGCUCCUCACAUCCCAGACGAUGGGCAGCCAGGCAGAGACGCUCCUCACUUCCUAUACAGGAUGGCGGCCGGGCAGAGGCGCUCCUCACUUCCCAGACGGGGCAGCCAGGCAGAGGGGCUCCUCACAUCCCAGACGAUGGGCGGCCAGGCAGAGAUGCUCCUCACUUCCUAGACUCGGUGGUGGCGGG